This is a messenger RNA of Chaetomium fimeti, 2031 nucleotides long. RefSeq lists its product as uncharacterized. The transcript has 4 exons. Lineage: Eukaryota; Fungi; Ascomycota; Sordariomycetes; Sordariales; Chaetomiaceae. The coding region runs from base 1 to 2031 and encodes 676 amino acids. The record is from RefSeq and is a predicted model, not a curated record.
AUGGAACCCCUCAGCCCGAUCUUAAAAACACCAACUCGAAUACCUCGACCGACCUUCGUGACCGCGUCACCCCGAACCCCUUCCAUCCGCGCAGUUCCCUACAGCCCCAUGAACGAAGUCGUUACUGCUUCGAGGAUGACUGGGGGUUACUCGCCGACAAGCUGGCCGUUCCCUAAAUCGGCCAAACGCUCAUCACUCACCGAUCGACUUUCCUCGCUGAUCGCAUCCAGGGACCUUUCGGAAACAACCACACAGCAUUGCGAUGCGCCCGAUGCUGACCGUAACAAUAUUAACCGAACUGAGAACACAAGACUCAGUCAUCAGGCUACGGCCUCCGGGGCGAGCGAGGCGACAAUGACCCGAAGUUUCCAAAUGCCGAAAAGCGAGGUAUCGACAGCCCGUAUCCGCGCCGAUGUUUCCCGGGAUUCGGUCGAAACUCAGAUAUACGCACCUAGGGACGACGAGAGAAAUGCGACAUCGGAACUUCCUCGACCGAGCAGCAGCGGGCACUUGCUCCAACCUACAGCAGAGGUUUUGGAGCGACCUAUGACCCCGACCCCGUAUUCAUUAUUGCGCAAGGUGUCUGAAGUUUCCGAACCUGGAGAUACUGGAAACGGGGACGAUCAUAGCCCCAAAGACGACGCGCAGCAGUCGAUUUCUGCAUCGCACUACCGAGAAGCCAUGCAUCACCAUCGCGUGAUCCAUUGCACGCCUGUUCCGCGGGAUGAGGAAGGCCGAGUGUUGUCCCGUCUGCGUCCGCUCUUUCCGACAAGCAUCCCCAAGAACGAGCCCCAGAACACCCAAUGCCUCGCGGCUCCCAGCAGCAGUGUGCAGGCCGAAUACGGUGGUUCCGAUGGCGGUAACAUCGCCGGUACACCCGAGGGGAUCAUCAUACUAAAUUCGGCUGGGAUGCCAGAAGCCACGGCCAAUGUCGGGAUCUCGGCGCGAAACAACAGUCUCUACUCGCGGAGACCGACGACAAUGCAGAGCGAGGUCCCCGAUCUCGAAUCUCUCCGCCUCGGUCCGAGACUGCGCCAUAGCCGUUUGCCACUGAGCCCCAGCAUGGCCACGAACGCAGGACGGAGUGUGCCGAAAAGCACGAGGAAGAUGUGGAGUGCCCUUGCCCGCUCGCGCAAAAUGAUGCUCGCCGCGGCCAUUCUCUUGGAGUUAUCCAUUCUCAACGUGGUUGCUAGCGUCACAGCCGUGACUGCCAACCACAUCGAGCACGGGUAUGCCGGCAUCGGGCUGGUGGCGUGGGCCGCCGUGAGCGGUGUCUUUGUUCUGACCUUCGGUGCUCUCCUGGGCGUUACCGUCCUGCAGUACCGCAGGAUGAACAAGGAUCUCGUCUCGGGGGAGAAUUGGAUCGAGAUGCAUCUUCGGUCUCGACCUCUCCCUCCCCGACCCCAGGGCGAGGAUCGCAAACAAGACAGCGGUGCCACAGAGGCCUGGCAGAAAUUUGUCCAGGAUCACACCCAGCUUCGCCAUUAUGUUGAGUUCCUCGAGAGCCGCAUUGGCAUACUCGAGGAAGGCCAACCGAACAUUGGCGAGCAGAACGACGGCCCUGAUACUGACAUGACGGGCGUUGGGAGUGGGCCUACUUCCGGCAAUAUGGAGAACGCCAUCGGCCAGCCCAGCGGCACGAAUGCGGACGGCGGCGCCGGUAACGAUACCCCGAACGCGAAUAAAUUGAACGUGGGCGGUUCCUUGUCACGUCGCCAACUACUUCAGCCAGAGGACUCGGUCACGGAGCCCGAGUCAUGGCAAGGCAGUGAUGGCAACGCUACCAUUCCCAAAUCGGACACCAAGGCCAGCAUCCUCACCGAGCUGUGUGAAGCGGUCACCGAGGGAUACAGCCCCUUGUCUGGGAUGCUCCCGGGUUCACCCCAAACCCCACAGACCCUCAACAACCACACACCCUCGGGUCGCCGCGGCAGCACUCUCCGCCACCUGGCGCUGCCUAGCAGAGCCGUCUUUCACCGGCAUGAGGUGCAGUCGGUCGACAUUCCAAGGGGUACGAAGGAUGGGAUCUGA